UUUGUGAGAUGAAAGGGCUUAGGUUAUGCUAUAAAAAUUUAAAUCAAAUUUCCGAAAAACGUGUUUAUCCUCCUAAUUCCAAUGUCAAGUGGUAAUACCUUUAUUUAUCAGGGAGUGAUGGAUUUUACAAGAACUACAAAUUAGUGAAAGCGCACUUAAAACUAUACAGAAUACUAGGCUUGUAGUUUAAAAGCAAAAAAAAAGAUUUUCUCAAAAAUUUAACCCUGAUUUAUACAGACUUGACUGGGUAAGUGACAUGUUUUCCUGCGGACUAUAAUGGGUACCCUAAAAAGUACUGACCUGCGACUAGUUUAAAAGAAUCACAUGAGGUGACUUGUGGCGCCGUAGAUUAGUGGUUAUAGCUCUCGUACUCUGUGCGGGAGACCCGGGUUCGAUUCCUCUUGACGGCGAUUCAACAUGGGCGAGUGAAUGUUACCAUAGCCCCGGGUUAACCCAAGCCAUGUGAGGGAAAUUGGGAAGAUGGCACACUGUGUGGGCCGUUGGAUGUUGCCGGGAGUUGUCUAGUAGAGCGCGGGCUCUAAUUGGGUCUGCGUAGCUCAAAAUGAGCAUUAAAUGCUCUAGGACUCUCCAUCUACGCCAUGGCCCCUCCUGGAAAUAAUAGACAGGGUAUAUCCCUCGAUAUUUGUGAGGCUAGCCAUGUAAAAUAUGCACAUCUAUCUAUCUAUCUAGGUUGGCCUUCCAGGAGAAUAGAGGAUAAGAAGUUGCUUAUGUAAUGUUAAUGCAUAAGAUUUUACAACUAAGUUACAAUUUAGCUUAGGUCAAACAUUCUAAGCUUGUCCUUUCAAAAUUUGGGACAUAUAAAUAAGAGGUCAUCUCCAAGAUCGUUUUAAACCAAAUCUUUUCAGUUUUUAAUAAACAUAACUUAACGAAUUAACAAAUUUAAAUUAACCCUGAUUGACAUGAUGAUUUUGAAAAUAAUUUAAUUCUAAUGAUUGAGGAAAAACUUUUAAAAAAUCUUACUUUUUAAUCACUUACGGUUUAAGAGAAAUAGACAUUAGUGUCACCUUUUUAAAUAAAUAUUUUCAGCACUGCAAAAACCCUGCAAAAUGCAAGACAAAAUGAUGUAGACCAAAAUUUCUUAAAAUAAGUACUUCUUUCCAAGGCAUCUUAUCAUAAAUGAAUACGACAAACUGUGAUACAUUUAAAUUCAAGUUUUAUUUCUUGCUAUCAGUGAAGUUGAAAAUUAAUUUAAAGUUCUCUUUUUUGACACUCUUUUGGCCCUAAUGGAAAACUGGCAGAUUCGAAGAAGGCAAUGAAAACUUUUGGACCCUGAAGCUGUUUUAUUAAGCUUUGUACCUUUUUAUUAAGCUUUGUACCUUUGCCAUUUGUUUCCAGCUGUUUCAUUUGUUGAGAUGAUGUAAGUGUAGAAAUGUCUGAUAUUUGUUUCUGGCAAUAAUUAAAGAUUGCUUCUGCUUCUGCAUAUUAUCUUGUCACAAUUACGUAGCUAUAAAACUAUUAUCUUUUACAAAAAAUAUUUAGUUUAAACAUUCCUCUUCAAAACAUCAUUAUUAAUUAUCUCUGCUCAUUAUAGUUUCAGUGCUACUUACUUGUAAAAUUAUACAGAAAUGGUUACAUAAUUAUAAAUUAUGGCGCAUGACGUAGAAAUUUAUGAUGACUUUCAUAGUACUGCAGCUGUGCAAACUCCAAUUGAUAGCAUUUUUCAGACGUGCGUAGUAACUCAUACAGCUCUAAUAAGAUAUAUACAACAUAGUAAUGGACAACAGUACAGGUGUUCCCAUGUUAUUUAUGCAAACUCCAAAGCCAUCAGUUUCAUAUAGUACCUCCUCAUUACAAAAUCUGCUAAAUGACCUGCAACCUAUCUCAGAUGACACCAAGACCACAUCAGCAACAACAUUACAUAUAUCCACAGACUUUGAGAAUGUGUCAAAAGUGAACACAGAUGUUCAAGAUGUUUGUCUUGAUAUACCAAAUAUGCUGUUCAAAGCAUUUCCAGAUCGAACAGAUAAAAUGGCUGAUUUGUCUUCAAGAGCUUCUUUAAGCGAUAUUUUUGAUCGUAAUACAGAAUUAACUUUACCAAAUGAAGAAGACAUUGUGUUAACACAAGUUGAAGAUCCGCAAAAUAUAUUUCUGAAUAGAUACCCCUCUACAUUCAGCUUGUCUUCAUUUACUUAUAACACAGAAGAUUCCAGCAAAAGUUUAAUCAAGACUGAAUUACCAUCAGAAUUCAAAGUGUUAGCUAAAUCUACCACAACAUCAACCAUAUCAAAUAUGCCAGUUGCAACAGGCAUACUGAGUUUUUUAAAUUUAUAUCAUCCAACAAAGCUUAUACGAUCAGCAUCUACCUUAGUGAGUGCUUGUUCUGUAGACAAUCCUAACACUAAACCAGCAGUUAUAAAAAACCCAAAUGUAACCGAAACUCUUGUAGAAAAAAACAAAGAUGGUAAUGUGACUAAGCCAAAUGUUCAAAAAAAAGAAAGUGGUGAUAUUGUAAAACUUAAUAGUGAAAACGAAAGUAAUGAUGUUACUUGCGAAGAGGAAAAGGUUCAGUUGGAGUUGGAGGAGAACUGGAAAAACAUGUUUUGUGAAGUAUUCAAUAACUAUAAUGGAUAUGUUAAAGAUUUAAAAACAGCUGAAGAAUUAGUUGAAGAAUACGCGUCUGAUACAGAUUCAAAAUUCUGCGUGUGGAACUCACCAAAGAAUUUUGGUGCUACAGAAAUUAGUUCCAAAACUCCACGUAAAAUCUUGAUUAAUCCAAAGAAUUGUCCAUACAUUGUGCUAUGUAUGAAAAGAAUGGACUGUGAGUAUGGAAGAGACAGACAUAAACAUGAUAAACUUCAAAAAUUGGAGAAAAGCCCAGGCUAUAAAGAUGGAAAAUGUUCAAGCAAAAAGACAAACUGUGGUGCUGUUAUUAAUUUAAGAGAGGUAGUGGUGUUUCCCGAACUAAAGAUAAAGCGUGGAACUCAUUGGGAACGACGAUUAAUCUCUACAAAAAUACGAAAUUGGUUAGUGGAACAGUCGCCAUCAGAAAAUAUGAAACAUGAUCGAUAUAUACACAUUUCGUUACCCAAGAUGCAAGACCAUACGAACCAUUUUGAACAAGGUUUUAAAGAAUCGAUUCAUCCAAAAAUCUUGCAGGAAGCGUAUCAGCUUGUCUGGGAAAACGAGGACGUGUAUGUUGAAGACUUAAGAGACAAGUUGUACCGCUACGUGGAAAAAACAUUCUUUUCUCAUCAGCGUCCACAGCUGAAACGACGCAGAUUCUUUCCCGCACUGUCUGACUUGAAAUACAUUAUCACGAAAGCAAAAAAGAUCAGAAUUGUGAGUGAUGAUGAGAAAAGAAAAACGAAAGCGUUAGUGAAUGAACUGUGCAGUGAAAAAUUAUUCGACAAGUUUUAUAUUUGUGACGACAUCAUGUGCGUGCCAGAGAAAGACGCCACUUCUAUUAAAACAUCAAUGGGGAAGUAUUAUUUACGUAUAAAAAACAGACCCAGUAAACUUAUAUUUAUGUACCAAAGUUCACAGUCGCAAGCUUUGCUGUUUCGUUAUGGUGUUCAGUCUGUGUUUUGUUUACUCUCGCAAAGUUUAGUGUCUGUUCCAUUUGAAAUCUACUGUUUGUACGUCUGCACGAAUGUCGAUUUCCAACCAGUCGCCAUUAUGAUAUGCGAAAAUGCUAACGAACAAAUAUUUACCGAUAUACUUGAACGACUAAAAGAUUGGAAUAAAUUUUGGAAUCCAAAGUUUGUUCAAACGGAUAAAAAUCAAGACCAGAUUAACGCAUUCGAGGCCAUAUUCACAGAUUGCUCCGUCUUCAUUACUCCAUCGUCACGUGAAACAGAUUGGUUGGGAUCGUUGCAAGACUUUGGGAUGGAGGAGAAAGUGGAAGAAAUGUUGAAAAUUUUGAACGCGAUUUCUUCCACGUGCACUGAAGAAGGGUUUAAUGAAUCGUUGAAAAAAUUAGAAGAAAGAGAAGAAUGGAAAAACUCUGUAAAAUUUCAGAUGUGGUUUACUGAAAAUUGGUUGUCACAUACUAAGCGUUGGGUGGAAGGUUAUUAUCCGAACGAAUUUAUCAACAAAUGUCUACACACAGAAAAUAGUCAAGAAUUUUUUCAACCUUUCAAAACUUCUGCGGUGAAAAGAUCACAUGCUUUUUUAGUCGAUCUCAUUAAACACAUGGUGGAUGUAUUUCAACACUCAUACCAACGAUAUGUCGAAUACAAUGUCGGCUGUUCCCAUAGUGACGUCGACGACUCUCUUCACUCACAGCUACUUACUUCACAAGUUUUAAAGUAUUUACAAAAUAUCCGAAAAGAAGCCGAUAGUUUUAACGGAACAAUCGGUUUUAUUGAGUUUGGGCUAUAUCAAGUAAAAGACGUUGAUACAGAAGUUUAUAAUGUCGUCACUCUUGGGGAUGCUGUAAACUUUCCGUCUUGUAACUGUCAUCAGUGGCAACAGUACCGUCUACCUUGUAAACAUAUGUUUUUUGUUUUCAUUCACGUCGACGAGUGGAGUUUUAACCGGUUACCGGUUCAUUAUCGAACCAAUCCGUUGUUUACUUUGGAUUUUAACUGCUUACAAGAUAGCGCAAAAAGACAAACACAUAGAAAGGAAGUUGGCACGCAAACUAAAAAAUGCAUUAAAACAAAAAACCCUUCUAGUGCAACGAUAACGGCUGCCAAUGUUGUAUGUAGUUCUCAAACAACUGCUAGAUCGAGUCACGAUGUAAGCAAACGCAAAAGGAAACACGAGACUUCAAAAUCUGAUGUAGACGAAUGUUUAGAAGAAAAAUCUUAAGCAUAAUUUUA
This is a messenger RNA of Hydractinia symbiolongicarpus, 4784 nucleotides long. RefSeq lists its product as uncharacterized. The coding region runs from base 1735 to 4773 and encodes 1012 amino acids. Gene Ontology annotation, molecular function: DNA-binding transcription factor activity; zinc ion binding. The record is from RefSeq and is a predicted model, not a curated record. The transcript is spliced from 10 exons. NCBI's taxonomy places the organism in Eukaryota, Metazoa, Cnidaria, Hydrozoa, Anthoathecata, Hydractiniidae.